Polypterus senegalus (gray bichir) is the source of this 859-nucleotide messenger RNA. Its product is annotated as CD276 antigen homolog. The coding region runs from base 27 to 533 and encodes 168 amino acids. Gene Ontology annotation, cellular component: external side of plasma membrane. Lineage: Eukaryota; Metazoa; Chordata; Cladistia; Polypteriformes; Polypteridae. The record is from RefSeq and is a predicted model, not a curated record. Gene Ontology annotation, biological process: immune response; cell surface receptor signaling pathway; positive regulation of T cell proliferation. The transcript is spliced from 5 exons.
CAGCGGACUACUCAAACUCGUUCAAAAUGCGAGCAAGACAUCUACAUAUAACCCUUUUAUUGGCGCUGAACAUUAUGCAAGUGCUACCUGAAAACAUUGUUGGAAUUUCUGGAAACAAUGUGCUCCUCCCUUGUGUUGUCAGUGCACCAAAGCCACUAGAUGUGCAAACUGUCAGUUUUGUAUGGAAAAAGACGCCAAAUAUUACCGUGGUUAGGUUCUCAUCUGGGAAAAACAACAUUGUCCAUGGAUAUCCAGACCGUUAUUUGUUAAACAAUGAACAAAUAGCUAAAGGAAAUUUUUCACUGGUGUUGUUAAAUAUUCAAAAAACAGACGAAGGGAAUUAUAGGUGCUACCUGCCUCCAGGUCAACCACCACAGGAUGUCAAGCUCACUGUUAAAGAACCUGAAGCUGUAGUCACUGAAAAAAGCAAGAGUUUAGGAAAAGAACCUGGAAACACUGCUGUGAAUUUAAUUCCACAGAAAUAUGUUGCAUUCCUCAUUUCUUCAUCAUUUCUACUCUAUCUUGUGGGAUGAGUUUUAGAUAUCAGAAGAUAAAGAAGACAAUCUAGUUAAAUCAUAUAAUUUAAAACUUCUACAAUUUCUGCCUGAUUAAAUUAGAUUUGUAUACUUGGUAGAUUCAAUUUGAGGGGAAAUGUUAUUUUUUUAAUACAAAAUAUGAUUAGCAGUAAAAAAAACAAGAUUCUCUGUCAGGGUGGCACAAUUAAAGCACACACAACCAUACUUCAAGGGAUAAAAAGCAAAAAAGUGGCAAAUGCAUUCACAGUCAAGGUAUUACUGCUUUUUAUGCUGUGUAGUCACAAUGGAUGCAAAAACAUCUUCCCAGUGGUCCAGUUGGCGAU